Molecule: messenger RNA, 2585 nt
Organism: Xylaria bambusicola
Lineage: Eukaryota; Fungi; Ascomycota; Sordariomycetes; Xylariales; Xylariaceae
Product: KRI1-like family C-terminal-domain-containing protein
Exons: 2
Coding region: 499-2412 (637 amino acids)
Biological process (GO): endonucleolytic cleavage in ITS1 to separate SSU-rRNA from 5.8S rRNA and LSU-rRNA from tricistronic rRNA transcript (SSU-rRNA, 5.8S rRNA, LSU-rRNA)
Cellular component (GO): 90S preribosome; nucleolus
Source: RefSeq, a predicted model, not a curated record
GUUCAGCAAGUAUUGGUUGGGUGUGUUGGUUGACUAGAAAUCGGGAAGGUCUGGAUGAUUGUCGAAUGACGACGACGACGAUGCAAGCUGGAGGAGACGGCAGUGACGGCCAGGCAGGCGAGCAGGCAAGCAGGCAGGGGCCGACAGUGCCAGAGAGGUAGCCUCCGGUGGGUAAUCUGCAGCGCUAGAUCCCAAGCGCGUUAGUGCGGGCUGCGCCGGAACAUCAGCGGACCGACACCGCCCAGCCAAGCCGGGCGUGCAUUAGUGGCUUGGGGGCGGAACUCCAGGUCCCCGCCAACGAAACACCGGCAGAAAAAAAAAAAGUUCAAGAGAGCUCCAUGCAGGUAGUCUCAAGAGACUUUAAUUCGUACUUGGAGAUUCACGCGCAGUCGUCUCUGUCUCUCGCAGUUACUUUCUAUUGAUUCUUGCUUGAAACGCAUUCUACGGCAAUAGUACGAAAAGUAAGAAUUACUAGUUAGUUCGGUCGCCACCUCGAAUAUGGCGUCUGUAAAGGCCAAGAACAAGGCGCUAUUCGAUGAUAGCGAGUCCGACUCCGACGGCGGUGCGAAUCUCAAGAUCAACGAUGCUUACGCAAAGCGAUUCGAACACAACAAAAAGCGUGAAGAGCUCCAUAGGCUGGAGGAAAAGUACAAGUCGAACCGAUCCAAUGGCGACAACUCGAAGAGCAGAGAAGAGGACCAGGACGAUGAAUCAUCUUCGGAUGAGACAGAGGAUGACGACGGAUUCCUGGCUACUGAAGAGCUUGACGCCCAAAUAUCCGCUACUCUCCAGGCUAUAAAAAGCAAAGACCCCAGAUUAUACGACGGGAAAUCGACAUUCUACACGCCUAUAGAAGAAGAUUCAUCCAAACCCGCUGCCUCGAAAGAAACGAAGGAAAAGCCAGUUUUCCUUCAAGACUACCAUCGAGAAAGAUUUCUGCGUGGAGACAUAGGCGCAGACGACGAGGACCAAGAAGUUCAACCACAGACGUACACACAAGAACAGGAUAGCCUAAAAAAGAGUCUUCAAAAUGAGAUUCAGGCUCAGCUCAAUGCUGCUGGCAGUGAAGACGGCAGCGAUGAGGACGGAGAUUUCAUGAAGGCUAAGAAGGGAGCUAAAGCCGCCUCGUCGAACGGUGUUCACCCGUCGCGAGCGGCGAAGAUUAAAGUUCCAGUACCUGAUGUAAAGGAGGCUGAUAAAGAUCCUGAACUUUUCCUAUCAAACUUCAUGGCAUCUCGUGCCUGGGCUCAAGGGGAAGGCAGUGGAUGGCAAUCGCUCGAAUCUGAUGAAGACGAAGAUGAGAAGGCCGACGAGUGGGAAGCAGCCUACAACAUGCGCUUUGAAGAUCCUAGCAAGAGUAAUGAGGUCCUAAGGUCAUAUGCUCGUGAUGUUACGACUUCCGUUUCUGUUAGGAGAGAGGAGAAAACAGGACGAAAGCGCCAACGAGAGCUUGAGAAAGAGAGGAAAGAACUCGAGAAGAAGCAACAGAAGGAAGAGCGCGCGCGCUUACGACGACUGAAGCUUGAAGAAGCCGAGGGCAAACUAGCAACGAUAAAAAAGGCUGCUGGGCUUAGAGGUAAAGUACUGAAGGAUGAGGAAUGGCAAAAGCUGCUCGAGGGCGCCUGGGAGAACGAUGAGUGGGAGCAAGAAAUGAAUAAAUUCUUCAACGACGAAUACUACGCCGAAGGAGAUGAAGGCUCUGACGAUGAGGACGCCGCCAAGGGUUCAAAUAAGGUAAAGAAACCAAAGUGGGACGACGAUAUUGAUAUCAAGCACAUCAUUCCUGAUUUCGACGAAGAGGAACGUCAAAAGUUUACCCUUACCGAUGAUGAAGCAGUCGAGGAGGGUGUGGAAGAGGAUGACGAAGAUGUCCCAGCAGCUAAGCGACAGAAGACCACGAAGGAGCGGAAGAAGGAACGUUUAGCCAGCCAAAAAGACGCCCGCAAGGAGCGCGCUAAACUGGAAGCUUUGGUCGACGCGCAAAUGGAUCUAGAGGACCCGGAGAUAUUGAAUGGUGCAACCUCAUCGAAGAACACAGGUCUAUCAAGCUUCGGAUACAUGGAGACAAAGCCCGAAGCAUUCGGUCUUACAACUCGCGACAUUCUAAUGGCAUCAGAUGCAGACCUGAACUCUUUUGUGGGUCUAAAGAAGCUCGCUCACUGGCGAGAUCCGGAGAAGCAGUCGAAAGACCGCAAGAGACUUGGCAAGAAGGCCCGACUGCGGCAGUGGCGCAAGGACACUUUUGGUCCGGAGUUCGAACGGGAACCGCCGGCACUCAACUUCGGCAAGCUUGAGAAAGAGAAGACUACGACUGCCGACGAGGAGGACGCUGGUAAUGUCAUCGAGGGCUCGAAGAAGAAGCGCAAGCGAUCGCGACCAAAGAAGGGGAAAGAGGUUUCCGCUACGGAAUAGAAUUCCUAGACGACUUGUACAACAACGAGUUUCUACGUAGCAAGCCGGACGGAUUUGUUCGUGUGAGAUAUAUAGAUAGAUACCCAAUGAAAGCUCAAGGAGACAAAAAUAUCUUAGGCACUUUGUUUGCAUCUACUAUAACUAAAACUUCUUGCAACCUGAUAUUAAUUGAU